This is a messenger RNA of Penicillium expansum, 714 nucleotides long. RefSeq names its product nicotinamidase. The record is from RefSeq and is a predicted model, not a curated record. The transcript has 2 exons. Lineage: Eukaryota; Fungi; Ascomycota; Eurotiomycetes; Eurotiales; Aspergillaceae. The coding region runs from base 1 to 714 and encodes 237 amino acids.
AUGGCAGCAAAUCGUACUAUCAGGCCAGCCCUGAUUGUGGUGGACAUGCAAGAAGAUUUCUGCCCUCCACAUGGGUCACUCGCCGUCCAAGGAGGCCGCGACAUUGCCUCGAUAAUCAACACUCUACUUGCAAAGCCAGGAUUUGUCGCGCGCAUCUUGACCAAAGACUACCACCCAAAGGACCAUAUCUCAUUUGCCAGUAACCACCCAGGGCCUGACAACCAGCCCUUCACUUCAUUCGUCACAAUGAAAAACCCCGCUCUAGGAAAGGAAUCAGAAACAAAACCACAGCAACUCUGGCCCGUCCAUUGUGUGGCUGGCACCUCCGGCGCAGAUAUUAUCCCAGAGAUUGACACCUCUAGUGAACAUAUAAUUGUUCAGAAAGGUAUGCGUCCUGAAGUCGAGAUGUACUCUGUAUUUGCGGAUAGUUUCGGAAACUGCGAUCACGGUACCAACGCACAUUCGGUCAGCAUAGAUGUUGCCGCAGCUCUCAAGAGUCAAGGCGUUACAGAUGUGUUUGUUGUGGGCUUGGCUGGGGACUAUUGUGUUAAGGCUACAGCUCUUGAUGCUGUCAAGGUUGGAUUCAGAAGCUGGGUUGUUGAGGAAGGAACCAAGUGUGUCGUGCCUGCUGGUUGGGAUGCUGUUAAGGAGGAACUUGGGACUGCCGGGGUGUCUACUAUCUCUAUGAAUGACCCCAUUAUCAGGGAUCUGUGA